Peromyscus leucopus (white-footed mouse) is the source of this 2223-nucleotide messenger RNA. It is a transcript of the gene Zbtb37, whose product is annotated as zinc finger and BTB domain containing 37. Lineage: Eukaryota; Metazoa; Chordata; Mammalia; Rodentia; Cricetidae. Gene Ontology annotation, molecular function: protein binding; DNA-binding transcription factor activity, RNA polymerase II-specific; RNA polymerase II cis-regulatory region sequence-specific DNA binding. The transcript is spliced from 5 exons. The record is from RefSeq and is a predicted model, not a curated record. Gene Ontology annotation, biological process: regulation of transcription by RNA polymerase II. The coding region runs from base 315 to 1829 and encodes 504 amino acids.
CGUCGCCCGCUCCGGAGGAGGGGGCGGGGGGUUUCACUUCCGGGACGGUGUUCCGGCCCAUUCCGGCCCAUUUCCACCCCCGGAGCUCUCGCCCCUCCAGGGCCGACGCUAGAGAGAGAGACUUUACUCCAGGGGCUUCCUCCUCACUGGGGAAUUGCUGGGAAGAGCAAACAAAAAGGCGCUGGUGUAGGCUCCAAAAUAAACACCUGAAUUCGUGAUGGCAUCGACAGAGGCUCUUAAAGGAUUAAAAGUUUCAAAACAAACAAUAACGCUUUGGAAAAAGCAGGGUUGAAUGUCUGCCUGUAUUUUCAGGCAUGACCAUGGAGAAAAGUGGGAACAUACAAUUGGAGAUCCCUGACUUCAGCAACUCUGUUCUGAGCCAUCUCAACCAGCUACGAAUGCAAGGCCGUCUCUGUGAUAUUGUGGUCAAUGUGCAAGGACAAGCUUUUCGGGCUCACAAAGUAGUCCUGGCUGCCAGCUCUCCUUAUUUCCGGGAUCACAUGUCCUUGAAUGAAAUGAGUACUGUGUCCAUUUCUGUCAUCAAGAACCCUACUGUUUUUGAACAGCUCCUUUCUUUCUGUUACACAGGGCGGAUAUGCCUGCAACUAGCAGAUAUUAUCAGCUACCUAACAGCCGCUAGUUUUUUGCAGAUGCAACAUAUUAUAGACAAAUGUACACAGAUCCUAGAGGGCAUUCAUUUCAAAAUAAAUGUGGCUGAGGUGGAAGCAGAAUUAAGUCAAACGAGGACAAAGCUCCCAGAGAGACCUCCAGAGUCUCACAGGGUUACACCAAAUCUAAACCGCUCACUUAGCCCACGACACAAUGCUACAAAGGGGAACUGGAGAGGACAGGUCAGUGCUGUGCUGGAUAUCAGAGAGCUCAGCCCCCCUGAGGAGUCUACCAGUCCUCAGAUCAUCGAACAGAGUUCCGAUGUAGAGAGCCGGGAGCCCAUUCUUCGAAUCAACAGAGCAGGACAGUGGUAUGUGGAGACAGGACUAGCAGACCCGGGGCCGCAGAGUGCAGAUGAAGUUAGGGUUCUUGGAGCAGUCCACAUCAAAACUGAAAAUCUGGAAGAGUGGCUGGGGCCCGAGAAUCAGCCUUCUGGAGAAGAUGGGAGCAGUGCAGAGGAGGUCACAGCCAUGGUAAUUGACACCACAGGCCACGGCUCUAUAGGACAAGAAAGUUACACUUUAGCGACUUCAGGAGCCAAGGUAGCCCGGCCAACCAGCAGUGAAGUUGAUAGAUUUAGUCCCUCCGGCAGUGUUGUUUCCGUGACAGAAAGAUACAGAGCCAGAAGUGAGUCUCCUGGGAGAAUGGAUGAGCCUAAGCAACUUAGCUCCCAGGUAGAAGAGUCAGCAAUGAUGGGAGUAAGCGGCUAUGUGGAGUAUCUCCGAGAACAGGAAGUAUCUGAGCGGUGGUUCCGGUAUAACCCCCGUCUCACCUGCAUCUACUGUGCCAAAUCUUUCAACCAAAAGGGAAGUCUGGACCGCCACAUGCGCCUGCAUAUGGGAAUUACACCAUUUGUCUGCCGAAUGUGUGGCAAAAAGUAUACCCGGAAAGAUCAGCUGGAAUAUCACAUCCGAAAGCACACAGGCAACAAGCCUUUUCACUGUCAUGUUUGUGGCAAAAGUUUCCCCUUCCAGGCCAUCUUGAAUCAGCACUUUCGAAAAAACCACCCUGGCUGUAUACCCCUGGAAGGGCCUCAUAGCAUUUCUCCUGAAACAACUGUCACAUCUCGGCAAGCUGAAGAAGGGUCACCUUCGCAGGAAGAAACAGUUGCCCCUGGGGAAUGUGCCCAGGGCUCAGUGUCUACUACUGGGCCAGAUUGAAAUACUGAGGGGGAGGGGGCAGACCCUCCUCCCCUUUGGGUCGUAACCAGCCCAUAUCAGGACCAGGGGCUGGUACUUAGAUUCACAAAAUGCCACCUCGCUCGACUAGAAGAUGUUCCCAUGGUGUUGCCAAAUUAGAGGAUCCAUGUGCAAAAAGCAUUAAGGCUUUUCUCCUCUUUCCCACCUCACACUUUGGAAAAUAAUCAAGCAAAUCAGCUUCUAAUUCAGGGAUCAACAGCCUUGGUUUGUUAACUUUAUAAGAAAACAAUGUUUUUAACAAAACUGAUCAGUGAAUGGUCAUUUAUCUACCAGUCAUGAUUGAACACUGUACUUAGGUCCAUAUCAUCUUGGUGGGUGAAAUCCUAGAUCUAAAAAAAAAAAAAAAAAAAAAAAA